AUGCGUCCUCUCGCUUCUGGUGCCGGUCCAGCUCUGCGCAGCUGGACAAAACACUCUCUUCCUCUCCCUUUCUCUCGCAUUGCUCCCGCCGUUGUCACCGUGCCACAUAGACGACCAGUGUCAGAAUACAGUCCGACCUCGAGCUUCAACAGUCCGUUCAAGGGCGAGGAGUACUCACCGACGACGAAGAUACCGAGCUUUGGGAAAUAUAUGAGCAAGAAUUCCGAGACGUCGAACCGAGUGUUUCAGUACUUUAUGGUUGGAUCGAUGGGAUUGUUGGCUGCGGCAGGGGCAAAGGCAACAGUACAAGGUGAGCGCUGCGCUUUACCAGAAGCGCUCGGAGAGGCUUCUCUACAACGGAAGCCUGAUUUCCUGGUCAGCAUGUCAGCAUCAGCGGACGUGCUCGCCCAAGCCAAAGUCGAGGUCGACCUCGCCGCAAUCCCCGAAGGCAAGAAUGUGAUCAUCAAAUGGCGCGGCAAGCCCGUCUUCAUCCGCCACCGCACCGAGUCUGAGAUCAAAGACGCCCGCUCCGUAAACGUCCAAAGCCUCCGUGACCCGCAGGCCGACGACGAGCGUGUCAAGAAACCCGAGUGGCUCAUCAUGCUGGGCGUCUGCACUCACCUGGGUUGCGUGCCGAUUGGCGAGGCGGGCGAUUACGGGGGUUGGUUUUGUCCUUGCCAUGGGAGUCAUUACGAUGUCAGUGGGAGGGUGAGGAGGGGACCGGCGCCGUUGAAUUUGGAGGUGCCCGGUUAUGAAUUCCCGACCGAGGAGAGUGUAGUUAUUGGGUAA
Molecule: messenger RNA, 789 nt
Organism: Endocarpon pusillum Z07020
Lineage: Eukaryota; Fungi; Ascomycota; Eurotiomycetes; Verrucariales; Verrucariaceae
Product: Cytochrome b-c1 complex subunit Rieske
Exons: 3
Coding region: 1-789 (262 amino acids)
Biological process (GO): mitochondrial electron transport, ubiquinol to cytochrome c
Cellular component (GO): membrane
Molecular function (GO): 2 iron, 2 sulfur cluster binding; quinol-cytochrome-c reductase activity
Source: RefSeq, a predicted model, not a curated record